CUCCUCUCCCUACCCAACGCAACUAAAAAGAAAAGGAAAAAACAAACAGCAACUCUGGCGGUUCGACAUCGCCGCGAAAACCAACGAGGAGGUUGCCAGGAUUCGAUUGGUUUGAUUUGCUUCUCCUAUCAUCCGAUCCCGCUGAACUAGUCGAUCUCGGGAAAUCUUACCCAAUUGGUGAUUAUGCGGCCAACAAUAAGUGGGGGACUUUGCACAGGGCAGCACCAUGGAACCUGUAAGAGCACCUUGUCUUCCAGAUCCCCAGAAACUGAAGCUAAUUUGGUUGGAAAUUUGGAGAUAUCGGAGGCCAACAGAAUGAAGCUGAACAGGUGUCAUAGUGCAAAGCUCAUGUUACUAGACCUACCCCUUCCUAUCGUGAUCAAUAUCCUUUCGAGACUGCCCUCUGAAUUAGUCUGUUGCAUUCGGUGCAUGUCUAAGGACUUGUUAAAUAUGGUUGAUGACCUCUCUUUUGUUGCAUUGCACACCCGUUUUCUUAUCGCCACCAAUGCUGUUGCUCAAGUACCUAGACUUAUGUCUUUUGCUGCAUUGUUUCCCUCUGAGCGUGGUGGAGUGAUAGCAGACCUGCGACCAGUCAAAUUUGACGACAGUGCCUUGACAACAAGAGGAAAAUAUGCAAUUAAUGUCUCCACACCACGCCGGUCCGAUUGCCCAACUUACAUGGUAGAUUUUGUUUUCUGCAACUUGAUUUGCUUCAGAAAUAUAAAUAAUCGUGGACAAGGAAUUUGCUUCUUAAUCGAUCUUUGUAGGAGAGAAGUUCUCAGGCUCCCUAAGAAUGAUUUUACCAAAGAUGCAAAGUCUCCAUUAUUCUGUGACUGGUACGGUAUGGGGUUUGAUAGUAUUACCAAUACCCUCAAGAUUCUUCAUGUUGCUAAAUUUGAUGCAGCGGACUGCAUGGUAGCUCAAGUUCUUGUACUAGGCAAAAGCUCAUGGCGACAAAUAUCCUCAGCUCCUCUUUGUUAUUUGUCCGCUAUUUGUAAUUUAUUUUCCCCGAAGAAUGUAUGUGCAUAUGGAGACAUGCAUUGGUUGCGUGGUGAUGCCAUGGUAAAAGAAAGUGAAGCUAUAAUUUCUUUUGACUUCAAGAAAGAAGAGUUUUGUUGGACGCCUCAUCCCAAGCUACGAAGCUCGACGGAGUACUCUCGCUUGUACAUGCACUUGCACUUGCUUACCCUUAAAGGAUCUCUGGCCCUAGUGGAUACUUCAUUAUCAGAAGGUAUGACUACAAAUAUUGAAAUAUGGCUGAUGAAAGAUUAUGAAAAAAAAGAGUGGACGAGAGAUUACAACAUUAGUAUCGAAAUGUUUGAUUUGCGAAAUGAGUUCGAAAUGUUGACAGAUGUUACUUGUGAUGAAUGGGAGCAUGGCAUAUUUUUCAAAAACUUUGAGAAUACGCCUGCAUUCUUUUUAGAUCUAAGAUCUGCUCUCAUGAAUCUAGUAAGAUGUGAGCGUGGGAUCCGUACCAAAAUCUUUAGCUAUACACGGAGCUUUAUAUCCUUAAAAGAUUAUGACAUUUUGGUUGAAGCUGAACAAGGCAUUGAAAGGUGUAAAAGUUAUGUUAAUUUGAUAGAAGAAGAAGCACAAGGAUUUAGCUUAUGUGAGAGGCACGUGCUGCGCGGAGUUUCUUUAAUCCAAGAAGGACUCAUAAUCUGAAAUCUAUCCAUUCACCAAACUGCUCAAUACAAUUAGAGGUCAUAGAGUCGGGUUCCGAACAGCACAUUGCAAGGGAAAUUCUCAGUUCUUUGUUAUUAAUACUAAUGGUCAACUUUGCUUCCCCCCUCUGACAACAUAGGAUUUUCUAGGGAAGGGCAAGAGAGGAUACUGGCCAUCACGUUGUUGGCAUGCGUUUUGACUUGACUCCUGUAAACAACCGUGUGAACUGAUAAAAUUGUUGCGUGCUAGAAGGAAUUUGCUUUCAUUUGAUGAGUUUGGGGCAGCCUUGCAGCUGUGACCAUAUUCGUGACUUGGAACACCCUAUGAUCUAUCAUGUCUGCAACUUAGUCUGAUUAUUUAUCGGUCAAUAUGUUUACAAUUCUUGUUAGCAGGUUUAUCACUUGAAGUGAAAUUAUCAAACUGCCAAUAGUAAGUGGGUCACCGUGAUCUUGUCUUAGGUUGAUUAUCCUAAAGGUGCGGCUAUUGUCACCCUACUAACUACUU
Molecule: messenger RNA, 2169 nt
Organism: Rosa rugosa (rugosa rose)
Lineage: Eukaryota; Viridiplantae; Streptophyta; Magnoliopsida; Rosales; Rosaceae
Product: F-box/kelch-repeat protein At3g06240-like
Exons: 4
Coding region: 184-1665 (493 amino acids)
Molecular function (GO): protein binding
Source: RefSeq, a predicted model, not a curated record